This is a messenger RNA of Panicum hallii, 669 nucleotides long. RefSeq names its product fasciclin-like arabinogalactan protein 3. Lineage: Eukaryota; Viridiplantae; Streptophyta; Magnoliopsida; Poales; Poaceae. Gene Ontology annotation, cellular component: plasma membrane. The coding region runs from base 1 to 669 and encodes 222 amino acids. The transcript has a single exon. The record is from RefSeq and is a predicted model, not a curated record.
AUGGCUUCCAAGAUCCUGCUCUCCCUCCUCGUCCUCGCCGCGGUCUCGCCCGCAGAGCUGGCAGCCUUCGACGUGAUUCAGAUGCUCGUCGACAAGCCCCAGUACGCCGGGUUCUCCAAGGUCCUUGAGCAGACCAAAGUCGCGGGGGAGGCCAACCAGCUCAAGGCGGCGUCGCUGCUGGUCGUCCCCGAAAAGACGGUCAAGUCCCUGGUGGCUCUGCCCGCUGACAAGCUGCGGCAGGCGGUCGCGAACCACGUCCUCCUCAGCUACUUCGACCCAAUUAAGCUGGACGAGAUGAAGACCCGCACGGCGCUGCUCCCCACGCUCCUCUCCAACACCGACAAGGCCCUCGGAGUCCUCAACUACUCCAAGGCUGACGACGGCCAGAUGUACUUCGGCGCCCCCGGCGCGCCCUGCGUCGCCAAGCUCGUCAAGGUCGUCGCCGCGCGCCCCUACACCGUGUCCAUCAUGGAGAUCAGCGAGCCCAUCCUGCCGCUCGGGUCCGGCAAGCCCGACGCAGCGCCCGGGCGCCGCGGCAAGGGUGGCAAAGGCAAGAUCAAGCCGGCGGGCCUUGACGAGUCCAGUGAGGUCACCGGCAAGACCGACGAUGCAGCGGGCAAGGCAGAAAGCCCCGAAUCCGCGGCGGCUGCUCCAAGUCCAGCGUCUUAG